CGCCGCGAGUACAACAACACAAGAAUAAUAAUAAUAAUAAUAUACUCUCGGCCGGAAAGGUUUGGCGCGCGCACGCCGACCACUGUUGUGCACACGUUGUAACAGUGCGACGUCGUCGUACCGACCACCGGGGCUGUUGUUGUCGCGAUCGGCAGUCGUGCGAUUCUCCGACGCGUCAUCACUCUCUACACCGGCCGACUCGCUCCUGUCGAGUGGUGGUGUACCGUGUCUCUCUCUCUAUCUCUCUCUUUCUGUAUCGUGUGUGUAUAAUCGUUAUAAUAAUAUUCGCGACAUACGGUAAUAAUAGUGAAAACACUGUAAGAGUCGUCUACAUCGCCUAUAAUAUAUAAAUGGGGUUUCGAUAUAGUAUAUUAUAAUAAUUUAUUAUUAAAUUGCAAUACGCGCGAUUUAUUUCAGUAGAAUAUCACGUCGUCAUAUUACACAUUCGAUAUAUUUUUUUUUUUUUUUUUUAUCCACGCGCCGCCUUCGGACAGCACCACAAUGCCACGGAUAUUCUUCCGGCCCUCGUAACAAAACUGAAAGCUCUCUGGUCAUUUAUUUUCAGUGGAUAAUACAUUAUCUGUGGACAAGCAUUUCUGUACGAAUACUACAAUCAAUGCCAACGCUACUGCAACAUUCAUUAUUAUAAAAACCACGCCGAGCUGCCGACGAUGAAGCAGCUAGCAGUAUUGUAAGGAGCACACCGUAUACUUACUACAACUACAAAAUUAACGUAAUGAUAUAGAAGACGAGUAAAGAUAAUAGUAAUCAAUUUAUUUGUGUACCACUGCAUAGAAAAUACAGUCUUAUAUACGGAGUGAUCCAUUUGGUGCAUGAUACUUAUUAUUACACAGGUGAGACCAACGCUCACGGAUGGAAAACGGUAACGGGACUUCCGGAGCUGAUGGCGGUGCAGCGCACAUCUCACCCUAUUGCGGUGACAUGCUGGUCGACUUGCACGACGUGUACGUCCAUUACCACGGUUACGCCAGCCUUCUGGUGUGCGCAUUUGGUUCGGUUGCGAACGUGCUCAACAUCGCCGUGUUGACGCGCAAGGAAAUGGUCUCGCCCACCAACGCCAUACUCACUGGGCUUGCCGUUGCCGACCUCCUAGUCAUGGUCGAGUACGUGCCGUUCGCUUACCACAUGUAUCUCCGACCGACCAACUACCCGCGCGCCGACCGCUUCUCAUACAACUGGUCCCUGUUUGUCUUGCUUCACUCCGACUUUUCGCAGGCUUUUCACACUAUAUCCAUAUGGCUGACAGUCACCCUGGCCGUAUGGAGGUACGUGGCAGUGGUACAUCCACAGCUCAACCGGAUAUGGUGCCGGAUGGAGACCACUCUGUCGGCUAUUGCGUUGGGCUAUCUGGUGUGUCCGAUCAUCUGCAUACCCAGCUACCUGUCGUUUAACUUGUUCUCUCGGGUAGAGACAUUGGAUGCGAACGGUAACCGUCCGACGGCGGUGCUACAGUCAGCGCUACGGCGGGCCAAUAACGGCACCGACGUUCAUAACGCCCACGUAAUUGGCGGAGGCGGCGGUGGAAGCGGCGCAGUCGGUGGCGGAAGUAGCGCUGGAGCCGGAAAUGGCGGUAGCGGGCCGCUACGCAACGUCACGCUGUACUACGUCAACGUCAGCGACCUGGCCACGUCCACGUACCUGGCUGACAUAAAUUUUUGGGUGUACAGCGUCGUCAUCAAGAUCUUACCGUGCGUAGCGCUCACGGUGCUCAGUCUGCGGUUGAUAUGCGCCCUGCUGGAGGCCAAACGCCGCAGGGCCAAGCUAACGGGCAGCGGCCGCAAGUCAGCCGACAAAGAGCGACAGACGGAUAGGACCACCCGGAUGCUGUUGGCCGUGCUCAUGUUGUUCCUGAUCACCGAGUUCCCGCAGGGCAUACUCGGCCUGCUCACGUUGUUGCUCGGCAAGCGGUUCUUCCAGGACUGCUACCAGAACAUGGGCGAAGUAAUGGACAUGCUGGCGCUGGUCAAUUCGGCCAUCAACUUCAUACUGUACUGCGUGAUGAGCCGUCAGUUCCGCAACACGUUCAGCCUGCUCUUCCUGCCGUCCUGGAUCUCCAAGGUUGAGUCGCAGGCUCUGUCGCACGGUAACCCGACCACCACGCAAGUCACGCAAGUCUAAGGCGACGACUCUUUCGCGGUCGUCGUCCUCUCCCUCCAUAAAAUUGACCCGUCGUCGUCGUCAUCGUCAUCGUCGUAGCAUUUAUGUACGCCACCCACCAUCCAUAACCCACCACCACCCCCGCGCCGAAGACGACGACGAGGACGACGGUGAUGACUAUAUGAUAAUAUUAUAAUGUGUACAGGCGGGGUGAUUCACCGAGCAUGCCAUCUCCCCACUCUUCCUACAUUUUUACUUAAAUAUGCAUUUAUUCAAAUAUUAAUUUUUGGACUCUUUGGAGUAAUAAAUAACAUAUUUUUAGUUACGUAAAUCGUUAUACUAUUUGUUCGAUGCAAUUUUUUUUUUUUGAUAAAAACUACCCAUACUGUUGACUAUUUAGCAGAUGAUUAUUUUUUUAUUAUUAUGGAUAUCUUGGUUAAUCUAAAUACGUAUAAAAAUUCUUACCAGUAUUGUCCGAGCUAUUAACCAUUAUGUACCAACGACUAUAAUCAAUGAUAAAGCAUUUAACUAAUUAUAGGGCUUUAAUGUUAUAACAUUAAUUCUAGUACCGAGUUAUUACUAAUAAAUUCACAAUUUAUAUUUUUUAAAAAUUAGCUAAGUAUAUUAAAUAUUAUAUCUAAUAUAUAGUUUUUUAUAACUACUUUUAAAAAUUAUUACCAUUUAUACAAAAAUUUAAAUGGAUCAGAAAAUAAUUGAAAACAAUUGGAUUUAGAUAAAAUAAAAUAAUUUGUCCACUUGUCAUUUGAACAACAGAAGUUUAUAUCUGCACAAGAUACUCUCCAAAUGGUAUAUAAAAUCUAAUUGAAAUAUAUGGCAUUUAAGUGUACCUAUAUGAAAAUUACAAAAUUUAGAUUUUGAAUAAUUUCAUUAUUUAAAAGGGGGAGGGGUAUGAUGAGUAUGCUCGGUUGAUCACCUAUAUUUAAACAUUUUCGGGUAACAUAUAAGCCUCUUUACGACUCUGAAUUAUAAUACCUAUAUGUUAACAUAAAUUAUAAAGCGACCAUACAGGGUUAUUGUUUUUAAUCUACACGCUGUUUUUAGAACAGAACUAUUUCACUGUUCAUGUUUCGAGCCUUUUCACUAUUCUGUUGGCCGCAAUACUUAAGCUCGUAUUCGUACCGUACUUUGUUCAAAUACCUCUAUACUCGUUCAUAUAUUAUUAUCCACUACCGAACGUUUAAAUAAUUAUAAACGGACGCAAUAAUUAUAGCCUUUAUACAUACAUAUAUUUAUAUAUAUAUAGUUCUAUUCCAUAGAAUACAACUGAUUUCUGACAUCAUUACUUUAAAUUAUCGAAAAAAUCGUUAUAAUAAUGUUUACAUUCAUUCGAAUACCCAGUAUGACAUUUCAGUUUAGAUAUUCGGUAUAAAAUAUGUAUUUAUAUAGAAAAUAUUAUAUAUUGUUCAACUGAAUAUUUCGAUAAUUUCAUAUUAUGUAUAACAUUAUUUACAUAUUGUGGUAUUCAAAAUUAGUAAAAUAGUCGAAUUAAAAAACAAAAGCACAUUUAUUUCUGUUUUAAUUUUAGCCGUUAAUGCAGCAGUGUAGACCGGACAAAAGAGUGCUGACCUGAAGAUGUUUUUGAUUCCUGAGUUUCCGCGAGGUAUUAUACGUACAAUAACUCUAUUGCAAUUCCAAAUGAAAUAGAUUAUUAUAACAAAAAUUUUUGAAAGUAAAGUGAAUUUUUAAACAUAUUCUUUGGUUGUCAACAAGUUUAAAAUAAUAUUAUUUUUAUUUGUUCAACUCGAAAGUCGAAGACAACCAAACCAUUAUACUGUAAAAAUGACGCACACAAGAUUGCAUUGCUAUAAUGGCUUAUGUUAUUAUUAGUAACGUCUAUGGAAAUGCCAUUCAACUUGUAUUUAUUUACAAAAGUUGAAUCAACAGAAUUCACUUCGUAGUAAGAAUCAUCAUAAAACUUUACUAUACCAUUCGCAUAGUUUAAAAUAUUAUAUUUAAUUUAAUAACCUAAUAAAAAAAAAAAAUGUAGAUUUUUAUUAAUUUAUGAACUCAAAUUCUAUUAAAGUAUUUAAUUAUGUGUUUACUGUUUAAAACUACAGUAAUUUACCCAAUGUUAUAAUGUAUUAAACUAUACAACUAAUAUAAGUAAAUUGUACUUAUGUAUAAAUAUGUUAAUCGUUAAGAUGAAAACAUUGUAAUAUGAAAAUAAAUACAAUUAGAAAAUUCUAUACAUUUUUAGUUGAAGUAUAAGAUAAGUGCAUAAAUGAUAAUUUAGUAUUAAUAAAAAGACUAUUAAAUGUAACAUGUUUAUUUGUUCACGUUUGAUAAGUGUUUUGUAAUUAAAAUAUUAUAUAGCUCGAAUUUCUAUUGAAUAAUAAAACAUCGUGAUGUAUUUAAUUAUAGCUUAUGGAAAAAAAUUCGAUCAUAUACAUUUCUAUGUUAACGCAAAUUCUAGUUAGCUAUUCGUUUUUCUAAUUUUUGUUUGUAUGCAUAACAAUUAAUAAUAUAAUUUACUUGAUUUAAUGU
Aphis gossypii (cotton aphid) is the source of this 4623-nucleotide messenger RNA. Its product is annotated as G-protein coupled receptor dmsr-1-like. The transcript has 6 exons. Lineage: Eukaryota; Metazoa; Arthropoda; Insecta; Hemiptera; Aphididae. Gene Ontology annotation, molecular function: G protein-coupled peptide receptor activity. Gene Ontology annotation, biological process: G protein-coupled receptor signaling pathway. The coding region runs from base 874 to 2139 and encodes 421 amino acids. Gene Ontology annotation, cellular component: membrane. The record is from RefSeq and is a predicted model, not a curated record.